Molecule: messenger RNA, 1264 nt
Organism: Exophiala oligosperma
Lineage: Eukaryota; Fungi; Ascomycota; Eurotiomycetes; Chaetothyriales; Herpotrichiellaceae
Exons: 1
Coding region: 612-989 (125 amino acids)
Source: RefSeq, a predicted model, not a curated record
CGCGUACGUACGGGAACGCCCAACGAUAGAGGUCAGACUCACUCUCUGGCUGGGCGUGCAAGAGUAUAGAAGAUUCCUUGAGUUUGAAACGGUUUGUACCUCUCAUUUACCUUCUUGUCCGUUUCAUUUCAACCUGUGAGAACCGUUCAAAGGCUCUUAUUUCGAUACCUCUGGUACUGUUCUGCGCCGGUUUCAGACUCUUAGCGGAAUCCGUGCACGUUUGGGUGGCACUGUAUUUUCGAUAGUCCUUGCCACAUUCAACCUCAUCUCUCGCCUUUACGAUUUCCCUUGACCUCGAUUCGUGACAGUUAAAAAGAAGACAUCAAUCCUGAGUCCAAAGUCGUUGCGCAUCCGAACAAACCACUAGAGGAACCAACAACAACACCCCCCAAACCCUUUCACGCGCAUCGCUUCCGUUGCUUUGUCGCCUGUACGAGUGCACGAAUUCCGCUCGGAACGAAAAGAUUUCAAAAGCUUUUUUUAAAAAAAAAAACCAAUGGCCGACCCAAAAUACCCUCCACCUUCAUAUCCUGCGCCGUCAUACGGACAAGGUCAAAAUCAAGGCUUCCAGUCGCCCCCACCGGGUGGCAUGGUCUACGGCCAAGAUCAAUAUGGAGGACAGCAACAGGGUUAUUACGGACAACAAGGACCUAACCCCAACUAUGGCUACGGGGGACAGCAGGGUUACGGCGGAGGACCGCCUCAGAGCGGACCGGGAUAUGGCUACGGUUACCAACAACAGCCAAACGUGGUGUAUGAGCGCGACAGGGGAAUGGGCGGCGGCGGCAUCUGCGCCGGUCUGUUGGCUGGAUUGGCGUGUUGUUGCUGCUUGGAUUGUCUGUUUUAAAGAGUCGAACUGUACGUCUCGGUUUCAUGCGUUUUGGCGGAUUCACAGAAUACUCGAACUCGAUGCCGUGUCGUGGUGGGGUGAUAGCGGGAAUGUCAAAUGCCCGGUUUCAGCUCACGCCAACAUGUGCUUGAUAUCCUAACGUGCUUGAUGAAGAUUGUGCUUUGGUGCAUAGCGAGGAUAUGGGAUGGCUUGGUCUUCUGGGAUUUGGCUUUGUUGUUGUUAUACUGUAUACAUAACCACUGGAAUAUAUUGAAUUUCAAUUGAGUGCAUCUUGCUCCCGGUUUGACCCGAUAGUAGCCUUGAUAGCCUCGAUCAGCAUAGGUACGAGGAGUCUGGCUUCAGAGCCAUAUAUACGGACCACUUCAAAGUUACUACAUUGUACGAUGAUAUUCAACCUGGCAAGAUAGUCUCAUG